GCUGCGCUUCAAUAAAAUCAUGUCGAAAAAAGAAAAAGAAAAAUUGUAUGACCAACAAAUAAAUCGCGAAGUUUUGAUUGCUGCAAUCAAAGACAGGCCAGUUUUAUGGAAUAAAUUUUUGGAAAUUUAUAAGGACAAAACCGCUAAAACAGCAGCAUGGCGGGAAAUAUGCAUAAUUUUGAAAGAAGAUUUUGAAGAAAUGGAUCAAAAGGACCGACAGUUGUUUGGAAGUUCAGUGAUGAAAAGGUGGACACAAUUGAGAGACACUUGGAGGAAAUCAUUAGAUGAAAACAAAGAAACAAAAAAAUCUGGGUCUGGUACAAAAUCUAAGCCCUACAAAUAUAAUCAAGAGAUGAGCUUUUUGAAGCCAAUUAUUAAGCCAGGUGAAACAUAUGACAAUAAUCCAAAUACAAGAGAUGAAGCCCAAAGAGAAAAUGCAGAUCAACAAGAAAAUCAGAAAGAGAAACACAGAAUCAUCAUCAAAAAAGAAAAGAAUGGAUAG
Colias croceus (clouded yellow) is the source of this 502-nucleotide messenger RNA. RefSeq lists its product as uncharacterized. Gene Ontology annotation, cellular component: nucleus; transcription regulator complex. Gene Ontology annotation, biological process: regulation of transcription by RNA polymerase II. The coding region runs from base 20 to 502 and encodes 160 amino acids. The record is from RefSeq and is a predicted model, not a curated record. The transcript is spliced from 2 exons. Lineage: Eukaryota; Metazoa; Arthropoda; Insecta; Lepidoptera; Pieridae.